Messenger RNA from Dicentrarchus labrax (European seabass), 8028 nucleotides. Its product is annotated as inactive dipeptidyl peptidase 10-like. The coding region runs from base 400 to 2787 and encodes 795 amino acids. Gene Ontology annotation, molecular function: dipeptidyl-peptidase activity; serine-type peptidase activity. The transcript is spliced from 26 exons. Gene Ontology annotation, biological process: proteolysis. NCBI's taxonomy places the organism in Eukaryota, Metazoa, Chordata, Actinopteri, Moronidae. The record is from RefSeq and is a predicted model, not a curated record.
ACCAGCAUCCCUGAGAGUAGACAGAGGGGUGGGAGAGUUAACGAGUUAUUCCUCACUCAGACGUGCAGGAGAAGUGGCAGGGUGGUAAAAUGUGAGAGGACUUCGGCUUUCUCGGUUCGGAUAACGAGCGUGUCCAAAACUCUCCUCCCUUUCCCGGGGCUGAUGUGAACGCACAGGCUGCGUUGGCUUCUCGUCAGACGCUCGUCCAAGACCUCGCAGAUAUUCAGUCGUGACGGAUCCGUCCCUCCGCUCCCACUCCUGUUUAAGAUUCCGCAGUUGACAAGACAGCGCUCUGCCCGCAUCCGUCCCCUCUUCUGACUUUUUUUUUCCCCUCUUGGAGAACGGGAAUCUGGCCGUUUUUUCUUUCGGAUUCAAGUUUAACCACACGGGGAGUUUACAAUGACAGCCACCAAGGAGCAGCCGAAUCAGAGACCGAAUCAAACGCAGCAGGAUGAGGACCUGGGUGGGGUGAGCCCUCCUCAGAGGAACUGGAAAGGGAUUGCCAUCGCUUUGCUGGUCAUCCUGGUGGUCUGCUCCCUCAUCACAAUGUCUGUCAUCCUCCUCACACCAGUUGACACCCAAGCUGGAAGCGACACCAAACUGACUGUGGAGGAUCUGUUUAAACCUGAGUUCAAGGCCCAUGACCCGGAGGCCAAAUGGAUUAAUGACUCUGAAGUCAUCUACAGAAACAGCGACGGCCAUGUCAUCAAGUUCAACAUCCUUACAAAUGAAACAGAGAUUGUCCUGACAAACACAACAUUUAUAAAUUUCAACGUGGCCAAGUAUUCCGUCUCCCCUGAUCUGAAAUAUGUACUCUUCGCAUAUGAUGUGAAACAAGUUUACCGCCACUCCUACAUGGCCUCCUACAGUAUCUACAAUAUUCACACACGGGAGGUUUGGGAGCUGGACCCUCCUGAGGUGGUGAACUCAGUCCUGCAGUAUGCUGCCUGGGGAGUGCAAGGGCAACAACUGAUCUACAUAUUUGAAAAUAACAUCUACUACCAAUCCGACGUCAAGAGUAACUCCCUUAGGCUGACGUCCUCAGGGAAGGAAGGAGUCAUCUUCAAUGGGAUUGCUGACUGGCUUUAUGAAGAGGAGAUCCUUCAGACCCAUGUGGCACACUGGUGGUCACCUGACGGGGAGAGGUUGGCCUUCCUGAUGCUUAAUGACAGUCUGGUGCCCAACAUGGCUUUACCUCGUUUCACCGGCAUGACAUACCCCAAAGGAAAGCAAUACCCGUACCCCAAGGCUGGCCAACCCAACCCGGCGGUGAGGCUCUAUGUAGUCAAUCUUUACGGGCCAACGCACACGCUGGAGCUCAUGCCUCCCGAGACUCUCAAACUACGGGAACAUUAUGUGACCAUGGUGAAGUGGAUCAGCAAGACCAAGACAUCUGUCAGGUGGUUGAACCGAGCCCAGAACAUCUCCAUCCUGACUGUGUGUGACACCACCACUGGAGCCUGCGUCACGAGACAUGAAGAAAGCUCUGAGCUCUGGCUUUCCAAGCAGAACCAAGAACCCGUUUUCUCCAAAGAUGGCAGCAGAUUCUUCCUGACUGUCCCGGUGAAACAAGGAGGGCGUGGAGAAUUUCACCACAUCGCCAUGUUCACCACACAGUUCAGAGCAGAUCAAAAUGAAGUCCGACAUCUGACAUCAGGAAACUGGGAGGUGACCAGGAUCAUUUCCUAUGAUGAGAACACUGACAACCUUUAUUUUCUCAGCACAGAGGGGUCACCACGAAGGCGGCAACUUUUCAGUGUUAAAACUGUAGGUCUGUUCCCACGACGGUGUUUGACAUGUGAGCUAAAUAAAGCGCACUGUCUGUACUUCGAUGCUGACAUCAGCCCCACAAACCAGCACAUCAUCCUCCACUGUAAAGGUCCUGGAGCACCAACUGUGAUCUUACACAGCCUCAAUAAUUCAAAUUACUACAUCCUUGAGAACAACUCUUUGCUAAAGGCAGCCUUGAAGUACAAAAGGAUCCAGCUGAUGGACUUCAGGACUGUACCGAUGGAACAUUUUGAUUUACCUUUGAAGAUCUCCUACCCACCAGACUUCUCUGAUUCCCGUCACUAUGGACUCCUGCUGCUGGUUGACAGCGCCCCUGGUGGUCAGGCUGUGAGUGACCGCUUCUCUCUCAGCUGGGACUCUGUGCUGGUCAGCUCAGACAGCGUCAUCGUGGCUCGUCUUGAUGGCCGGGGCAGCGGCUUCCAGGGUCAGAGGAUCCUGCACGAGGUUCACCAGAGACUGGGAACUGUUGAUGUUCAGGACCAGAUUGCAGCAGUAGAAUACAUGAUGAAAUUUCCAUAUAUUGAUCGGACACGGAUAGGGGUGUUUGGAAAGGGUUAUGGAGCGUACAUUACGUUAAUGAUGCUUAAGUCUACUGACAGCCUCUUCAAAUGUGCUUGUGCAAUGUCACCAGUGACAGACUGGAAACUCUAUGCAUCAGCGUUCUCUGAGAGAUACCUUGGCAUGCCAUUACGGGAUGACAGCAGAUAUCAGUUUUCCAGUGUGCUGCAGAACGUUCAAGCACUUAGGGAGCAGACACUGAUGCUGGUGCACGGCACAGCCGAUGCCAACAUCCACUUUCAGCAUACUGCUGAGCUCGUCAAGAACCUUGUGAAAGUUGGAGCAAACUACUCAAUGCAGAUCUACCCAGAUGAGGGCCAUUUCCUGUCUCAACAGAGUCGCCAGCACCUCCACGCCACGCUGACCAGCUUCUACAGGGAGUGUCUGAAGGAGGAAUUACUACCGCUGCCUGAUGAGGAAGAGGAGGAGGAGGAGUAGGCGGGAGGCUUCGAGGGUCAGACCUUUGGCAGAGCUUGAAGAAUUUAGCUAAAAUCCGUCAAGGCCUUUCGUGUUUUGGACCAAGUGUUUCGCCGGACAUGGAGACUGGGUUAGAGCUGUCAAAGCUCUAAAAGUGUGUGUGUGUGUGUGUGUGUAUGUGUGUGUGUGUGUGUGUGUGUGUGUGUGUGUGUGAGCACUCCAGUGUUUGACUGUGUAUGCCGGUGUAUAAAUGUGUUGAAAAGAUAACUGAAGGACACGACAGUGACACUUGCAUUGCCGGGACUUGAGACGGGAACUGCCCUCUAGCAUAAAGUCAUUUCAGUUUCGGGACGCUCCGUUUCUCGUCAAAGCGCACGGAAGACUGCCUCCAUCUUUUGCAGGCUCUCUGGGCUGUAGUCAUCCACACUUACCAAGUGCAUGGUUCUUUUUGUCCUCUCAGCUUCACUCAUUUUGCCAUGUUAGUCUCCUUUGUGGUAGCACUUGGGAAGAAAAGAACACAGAUGUACACUUUUGAUCUCACCUCUCCUUUGGUUGUUGUAUUGUUGCACAAGGAAAUGCUCCAGCCAUCUGCGAAAAUGUUUAGUCACGCAACCUCACCACAACAGAGCCGAUCCUGAAUAAGUGCUAUUUCCUGCUGAAAACCCUCCGCCAUCGCCCACCCUAAAUGAAAACAGUCUUUAUCGGUCACACUUUAUUGUACAGGGGUCUUGUGUAGACAUGUACAAUGCCUUAUAAGGUUCAACAUACUGUAAUAUUACUUGCUGGCAGUGGUAGUCAUCCUUUAGCAGUGUCAUGUUAACCUAUGUCAACUCAGGUCCUCGAGACACAACAUUGCAGUCAGUUUAGUAUCUGAAACACUUACAACACUAUGUCAGCUGUAUGGUCAUGAAUAAGUUAUGAAUUAUAUGUGAAGAUAAUGGAUAUUGACCAUGCAGUAAUUUCAGUUACAGGCCACACUGCUAAAGUUCUCCAUCUUAAUAUGUCAUUUGUUUUCUUAAAAUCUUACUUUUCUUAAAACAAGUGGUACUGCGUCACCACCCCAUUCAAGAACCUUCUUGAAGUCAAGAGACAUUUCCCUAUUCCUGGAUAUUCUCUUAUUUCAAGAAAUGAAUAAUUAACUGCAGUGGAUAUUAAUGAAAAUGGGUGUACUAAGAUGGACAAUUUUACAGUGUCAGUAAGGUGUUUGCAUGUCUACAGGGAAUGUGUCAAGUGUUGCCACAUUUUGUACAGUACAAUACAGCAGAGUGUGUACAUAAAUAUAUUUUUGAGAUGUCAGAUCUCAUAGAUAGUUUAGUCUAUGGGGAUGGAUUGAUUUGACCUGGAUGUCUUGUACUUCUUUUUUAUUUGAUUGUUUUUCUGUUUUUCUUUCAGCUGUUGAUUUUAUUCUUAGGAUGGAUUUUGUAAUGCUUGUUCUUGUUCUUUUUGCUGUUUUAAAAGGGAAAGGGCAGGGUUGAGGUUUGGGGGUUAUUGUGAUUGUCCUCUAGUGAUGAUUAUAAAUAAAAAAAGACUAUGAAAAACAACAAGUUGUGAAGAUGCAUAGAGCAUGCAUUACAGCAGAGAACCAAAUCAGCUACAUUUGUUUGCAGGAUUGAUUAUUGGAGAGGAUUGGUAACCCAAUCAUCUGAACACUUCAUGGCCUUGGGACACGCACAUUAAUGUCUAAGCAGGCAAGAGCUGCUUGUUUAGAGUGAUCGAAGCUGCCUCAACACUGCAUGUCUGUGUGCAUUAAUCAGUGCCUGCACUCACAAGCCUCAGUGGCCGAGCAGAUGGUAACUCUGCUGAAGGACAGAAACUCUUAAAUCUGCAGGAUCUGAAGCACCGGAGUUAAUGUAGAGGUUUUUCCAUCAGUGCUUAUCCACACGUUGGGUUUUGAAAGAAACAAAAGAUUCAAGUUCAGUCAAAACUCAUCAAAGGAACAAUAGCAUUGUCUAGGUUUUCAUGAAGGCCAAAGUUUAUUACAGUCAACGUGCAACCUAUAGUGAAAUGCUUUUCAGUGUACUCCACUUAUGACUAUGCAAAGAAAUGUGACACGCAGCAACUUGUGUACAAGGAUGUGUGAUAAGAAUAGAGGUAGAACAAAAUGUAGUGGCGCAAACUAGGACAGACAAUAAACAAACCAGUGACAAAUUACACGACAUAAUGGGGUGGAGUAUAUACAACAUUAUCCUAAGGACAAAGAAAAGUGUCAUGCAUGAGUGUGUGCUAAGGGUAUUAAAUAGCCCAGUCUAAAGCAGAUAUUAGCAGCAGUAGAUAUUAUGAUAGUUAAAUAAAUGGUUCAGCAUUUUGGGAAAAUUGACUUAUUUGGUCUCUUGCUGAGAGAUGUCUGUAUGAUACAUAUGAAGCUGCAGCCAGCAGCCGGUUAGAAGCUUUGUUCAUAACAUUGACAUUUUAAUUCUAAAUCAACAUUCGAAUGCUGAACAUCAAAAAAGGAGUGACCAGGUGACAUUGCUGUCUCUGUCUCUUUCCUCUGCUCUCUGUAUGAACUGACUGACUUCGGCUGCAUUCACACAGAUCCGACUAUGAGGUUCCAUCCUGCAGGGUUGUGCGGAGGUGUGACCAUGUUUAUUUGUGCUUUAGAGAGUAACCACGUGACCACUGAUUCGCAGUUCUGUUCUUGCUGUCACCGCUCCCUCACUUCACUUCACUCGUUGGUCUACCACUGCUGCUCUCGCUCUCUCUGCAUGGGGACAGAAAAUAUGUCAGACAUCUUUAAACUCACAAAUGAACUUGUUAUAUUUAAUUUGUUUAAUCUGUAUAAAAAACAAAAAUAGGAGAAAUUUGUGGUUCCACUGGGAGUUAUAUGCAUCAAACUAUAUCUUGGUUGGGAGCAGUUACCUUGAAGUUGCUCUGCAACCAGUGGAGGCUCCAGUACAUCACUUUGCCCUGCCAAGAAGUAAUCCUGCACAUGAUAGCCCUGCUGUGUUCUGAACCAGCAACUACUUAUGUGAAUAACUAAUUAUUAUACACUUCAUACUGUACUCAAGUGGUAGUUACAGUAAUCAUGCAAUUAUAAAUCAAGAUUACGAGCUGCCUUUGCUUGCACACACAUGGAAUUUGACUCCAGUUAAGUUUACCUGAUGCCACCAAGACAGUACACCAAGAACAGCAAUCAUAGAGUAACUACAGACUAGUUGUGUGUAAAGUGUGCAGUCUACCCUGAUUCUAACUGUUACUUUUUUAAAUGUUUUAUUUGAAUUAUUUUGGCUGAUCAGACCUCUUCCCUAUGGAUGUAUACAGAUAAUGCUUGAUUGACAUUGGAGUCUUAUUUCCUUUGACACCUGAGAAGGAAGUCCAAUCAGCCCAUAUAACUCAUAUCUAUUUUGAUGUGCUGGGCUGAUGAAAUAUUCUUUAUCACCUUCUGUCAUGGCACAACAUUACACUCAGUUCUAUUUGAUUGCUAUCAGAAAUGUGUUUGUAUUUUUACGCAAUGGUCCAAGCACAAGUAAGAAGGCAAUCUGCUCGUCAGCAGUUAGCACUGUCUGUCAGUGUGUCUGACAUAUUAAUUCUUUGCAGACAUCUUGAAGUUUGAGAAAACAAUAUCACCACACUGUCCAAUUAGUCUGUUCUGAAGCUUCCAAUCAAAUCACACAGUCUUCAUCAGCAGAAUGAGUUUGCUCAGUUGUCAUAGAAUUGUAGACUCUCAAAUUUCCUUUUAGUUUGGUGACAUUGUUUGUCUCAGCUGCUGUUUCCAAAGUCAGGGAUGAACUUUGAACCUCAUCGUAAAGUUUGUAAGUGAAGCCAGUCAUGUAUCUACUUUUUUUUUUUUACAAGGACAACACACAUUGAUCAACAUCACUAUAAGUCUGCUGGCGUCAGCUAAAAGGAUAUUUUCCGACUGUUGUCCCUUUGCCAGAUGGUAAACCAGCCAUUAAACUGAUGUUUAUACAAGCUAAUUAAUCAGGAUUUUUGUCCCAUAGAGUUAAAACUCCAUUGUUGCAGCUAAAAUCUGAAACAAAUGUUAACUCUGUAGUCAUUUUGGAUAGGACAAUGCACAUCUCAUGAGAGAACAGCUUCAUUCCAGUAAACACACAAAGACUGAGCCAAGCAUAAGCAAACUGUUAUGGGAUAUCUCAGUAUGUGAUGUUGUUUAAUUGAAUCUUAAAUGCUCUCAGAAAAUCACACUUGAGUGAGAGCAUUUGUACUCAGCUGAGAUCCCAGCAGGGUAGAUACACUGUCACACUUUAAUGCUGAAAAGUUCAACUGUGGGGGAAUUACACAUAUUUGCUUUCUGAUAUCAGUCUUGUGUGUGUGUUAAGUACAGAGAUGGAGUCCAUGUUUUUAGACUACAUAAAGAAACAGCUAGCUUUGUUAAAUAUGUAUAGUAUAUAUUCUAUAGUAAACAGCUGGGUGAAGUGACUAUGCACAGCUUUCUUGAGUUUUGUUUUCACAAUGAGACUAGUCUGAUAUAAUAGUACAAAAGCUGUAAAGCCUCACAUCUUUUUAAUAGUCAUCAAAUACAACGCUCAACCUUUUGAUGUUUUCUUUUGCGGGGUUGGGAUCCAUGUUUCAGUUUGUUGAAAGGAAAUCUUACAACCUUACCUUUGUUGUCACCCCCUACUGAUUUGAAAUUCAACAAUCCGUUCACAUCCCCGGCUUCAUUUUUGUAAUCGUGACAUCACCAAGCAGAAAACUAGCUUGCCAAGUAUGCUUUUCAUCUAGCCUGUAACCUCUAUGGAUUCAGGUUGCAGUUUGAAGCCUUAGCCUGUGCUUGCUGGGCGAUUACCCUGACAUUCACACAGAGGCAAACAUGUAGUGUAACUAAUUGGUGUUGGCAGGUAGUGAUAAGUAAUAAAAUUACUUUUGAAAAGAGUCGCUAAGCUAACCAUUUCCUGACUUCAGCUACAUAAUAAACACACUGACGUGUGACAUUGAUUUAUUCUUCACAUCUCCCCACCAGAAAGACAGCAAUCCACAUAUUUCAGCUGUCCCUUUAGUGUUUAACACUGAAGCCGACUCUGGCUUGACUUGGCCUUGACUAAACAUUUUAUGUCACUAGUGCACCAUCAGCAGUUUCAAAUCAAGAUUGGGUAUGUUGUAUCAGAUAUGGCUCUAAAUGAAAUUCUCAUUUUAUUGCUUCAGCAAUAAACAACCCAACACACAGAUGCAAGACUGUCUUGUUUAACAAUUUAUUUCAGCAUAUAAAUCUUCUCAAGUAUACAAAUGUCUACAGUCGACAUAAUGACUAUAAUGUACAGUAUAUAUAUAUAUAUAUAUAUAUAUAUAUAUAUAUAUAUAUAUAUA